UUUGAAGGAGAGGAAGAUGGAUCGAUCCUUUCUUCCUUACUUCCUUAAAGGGACUUUUCUCAGGAAACAAUAGGGUGGUGGCAAAGUAGUUGUGCUAGUUUCAAGCGUACUGUAGUGACUUCCUGUUCCUGUCUUUGGGGCCUCACACCCACACCCACACCACACCCACACCCCCCUCCACGAAAAUGGAGCCUGGGCGCUGCUCACCUCAGAAGUGAGAAGCAGAAGUAACGGAUCAGAAGAGAAAGAAUUUCACUUUCUCACAACAGGCAAAGAUAGCUGAGAAGAAACCACUAAGACGGCUUGGCGGAGAUGUUACACACACACUUCCUUUUGCUAUUUGGAGCUGAGCUGCUGUUCCUUACAACAGCACUUUCUCUUGAAUGCACCAAAUACAAUGUAAAAACAUGUGAGGCAUGUAUCCAGUCUGGCCCUGGCUGUGCCUGGUGCAAGAAGCGGGACUUCACAAAAGUAGGAGAACCAGAUUCUAUUCGCUGUGACACCAUGCAACAGCUCCUGCAGAGGGGAUGUAAAGGGGAUAUUAUUUCUCCAGAAAGCUUUGCCCUUCAUGGUACUCCUGGUCUAUCAAGUAAGCAAAUCUACCCUCAGGAGGAGUACGUGCAGCUAAGACCAGAUCAACCUGCUAUUUUUAAUGUGACAUUCCGCCGUGAUCAGGAUUAUCCAAUAGAUCUUUACUACUUGAUGGACCUCUCAUACUCUAUGGAAGAUGAUCUUCAAAUUGUAAAGAAGCUAGGAGGAGACCUUCUUAAAGCUCUCAAUGAUAUUACCAAAAAUGCUCGGAUAGGGUUUGGUGCCUUUGUGGAUAAGACUGUGUUGCCCUUUGUUAACACUCACCCAGAGAAGUUGCAGAACCCCUGUCCGAGCAAGGAGAGCAAGUGCCAACCACCAUUCGCUUUCAGACAUGUGCUCAGCCUCACAGAUGACGUAAAGAGGUUUAAAGAAGAAGUGGGGAAGCAGGAUAUCUCAGGGAAUCUUGAUGCACCAGAGGGAGGACUAGAUGCCAUGAUGCAAGCUGCUGUCUGUGGGAAUAAGAUUGGCUGGAAGAAUGUGACUCGCCUACUGGUAUAUACUACAGAUGAUGGUUUCCAUUUUGCUGGGGAUGGUAAGCUUGGAGCCAUCUUAACGCCAUAUGACGGGAAAUGCUACCUGGAGGAAAAUAUGUAUAAAAGAAGCAAUGAAUAUGACUAUCCAUCAGUUGGUCAAUUGGUGCAAAAACUUAAAGAAAAUAAUAUCCAGCCCAUUUUUGCUGUUACCAGUAAAAUGGUUGAUACGUAUCAAAAACUCAGCAAGAUGAUCCCUAAGUCUGCUGUAGGAGAGCUGCAGGCGAAUUCAAAUAAUAUCAUCCAACUGAUCAAGGAUGCUUACAAUAAUUUGUCUUCCAAAAUUAUUUUAGACCAUGGACCUUUGCCAAACUUCAUCAAAAUCUCAUAUGAUUCUUUCUGCCCUAACAAAAUACAUACAAAGGAUAAACCAAGAGGGGAAUGUGACAACGUCAAGAUAAAUGAUGAGAUUACCUUCCGAGUGAAAAUUACAGCAACAGAGUGCAUUGAAAACCGGACGCUUACUAUCCAGCCUCUUGGUUUCACAGAUUCCGUCACUGUGUAUAUGCGUAGUCGGUGCAACUGUGAGUGUGAUGAGGAAAUACCAAAUAGUUCUGACUGUAGUGGACAAGGGAAAGUAGACUGUGGAAUCUGCAGAUGUUUUCCUGGAUUUACUGGAAAGAAUUGUGAUUGUAAAACUGGAGGUAAAUCUAGCAAGGAACUGGAAAAGGGUUGCCGAAAGGAUAAUGCCUCAGACAUCUGCUCCCGCCUAGGCGAUUGUGUUUGUGGGCAGUGUGCAUGCCACACUAGUGAUGAUCCCAAAAAGCUGAUUUAUGGUACUUUCUGUGAGUGUGACAACAUGAACUGUGAGCUUCACAAUGGUCAACUGUGUGGAGGGGAAGAACGAGGACAGUGUGAUUGUGGAAAAUGCAAAUGCAACGCUGGCUAUGGUGGCAGUGCCUGUCAAUGCAGAUCUUCAACAGAUGGUUGUCUGAACGUCAAUGAAAAUGUGUGCAGCCUCCGUGGGCAAUGUCAGUGCAAUACGUGCCACUGUAGCUCUGGCUACCUGCCCCCAUUUUGUGAAGACUGUCCCGGUUGCCCGUCACCCUGUGCCAGAUACAUUUCCUGUGUUGAGUGUCUUGUCUUUGAAAGUGGCCCAUUUCAGAAGAAUUGCUCCCAAGCGUGUUCAAACAUUACUCUGGGCAAUAAUGAGGUAUCCAAAAGUAAACCAUGCAAGGAGAAGGAUUCUCAGAAUUGCUGGAUCUAUUAUACUAUGUUGCAAUUGGACGGAGAAGAGAAGUAUUCUAUUUCAGUCAAUCGUGAGAGAGAGUGUCCGGUGCCUCCAAAUGUCGCAGCUAUUGUUGGGGGCACUAUUGCUGGGGUGGCCCUUAUUGGGCUGCUGCUCCUCAUGAUUUGGCGACUAUUGACAGAGCUGAUUGAUCGCAGGGAAUAUCGCCGAUUUGAGAAGGAAAAAUCCAAGGCAAAGUGGAAUGAUGCUGACAACCCUCUUUUCAAGAGUGCCACUACCACUGUUGUGAACCCCAGAUUUAACGGCCAGUGAAGUGGAACUACAGCAAUGCUAUGAUGCACAAAGGAACUUUUCAGGACUGAAAAAAAAGAUGAAGAUGUUAACAUUAUUCUCCACAGUCCUCCACUGUCAUUGUCAUAUCAUGCAUUUUCAGGAACCUUUUGUGUGGCUUUUGCAAACUUGCUUCUACCCCAAUGAUUAAAAAAAUAAAGUGCUCCUAAGUGCCAGGUUGCUCACUCUCUCGCCCCCCCCCCCUGGAAUUGUAUCAGCUUGCAUUUCUGUUUAUCCCACCUGCCACACCCAGAGCAACUGCAUCUUUUCCAUCAGCUAUUAAAGAAAUCAUCACUUGGAAUCUAAAUGGGAGUAAAACAAAUGGGGUGCUGAUUAAAGCAUGUAGACAGAGAAAAUAUUUGUUGUAACAUCCUUAAAAUGUAAGCAAAAUUGUUAACUUACAUUUAGAGCAGAUUUGGAGUUUAUUUUAAUGAAUCAUUUCACUGUUCAGGAACCCUACAUUAAAGUCAUGUGCAAAGUGGGAAA
Elgaria multicarinata webbii is the source of this 3126-nucleotide messenger RNA. RefSeq names its product integrin subunit beta 2 (gene ITGB2). Lineage: Eukaryota; Metazoa; Chordata; Lepidosauria; Squamata; Anguidae. Gene Ontology annotation, cellular component: cell surface; focal adhesion; integrin complex. The transcript is spliced from 17 exons. The coding region runs from base 313 to 2622 and encodes 769 amino acids. The record is from RefSeq and is a predicted model, not a curated record. Gene Ontology annotation, molecular function: integrin binding; amyloid-beta binding. Gene Ontology annotation, biological process: cell-matrix adhesion; integrin-mediated signaling pathway; cell migration.